Molecule: messenger RNA, 1048 nt
Organism: Glycine soja
Lineage: Eukaryota; Viridiplantae; Streptophyta; Magnoliopsida; Fabales; Fabaceae
Exons: 4
Coding region: 312-755 (147 amino acids)
Source: RefSeq, a predicted model, not a curated record
UCACUUUCUCGACCACUCCUCCUCACCUUGCGUCUUACCUCUCUGUCCCUCUGUCUGAAACUGUGAAACUUCGUUUUCAGGUUUUUUUUCCAAUUAAAAUUACUUUAUCUUGCUUUAGAUCCCAUACCUCAUACCCCAUCACCCGAAACUUUUACCCUCUCUCUCUCUACCUCACACACUGUCACAACCCACAUGCAUUCUUCUCUUUUUAAACCACAGCCAAACACAGUCACACACACAACAAAGAUAUCAUCCCAUUUCCAAACCAUUCUUUGAGACUCUGUCCUCACUACUCCCUUAGUUCAGCUACAAUGGAAGAAUGCCACUACAAGAAGAGCCAGGUGCCAGCUUUUGGGAGUUGGGAUUGGAACGAUAACCUACAUUUCACACAGUGCUUCGAGUCAGCGAGGCAAGCUGGUUUGCUACGAUGUAGUUACUCUGAGUCUGAGGAACGUGACCUUUAUGUUACAGGGGAUUUGUACGAGAAUAAUGUUGUCACACCCGCCAUGAUCGUUGUUCCUCGCAGAAGGGCAAAGGUGGUUGACCAGCAUGAAAAAGAAACAAAAUUGAAGAAUUGGAUCAGUGAUGAUGUGGAUAGUGAACCACCCAGCCCAACUCCACUGCCAAGGCCGACUUCAAAACCCGUUGAUGAGGACUUGUACAAGAUCUCACCGGGGCUUCUUUAUGCCAAAGCUAAAAAGAAGAGAGGGUUGUGCUUCUUUUCUAGUUGCUUGUUACCAACUUGCGUUGCUUGAAAUUCAGAGAAUGUGGUCGAUGAUAAUGUACAUAUACGUGAGAAAUAGAGGAAUAGAUACUUCAAUUGGAUGAUGCUCAUGUAAAAGCAACAUAUUUUGAGUACAAGAAGACUAUUAUGAUAGUCAUGACAUUGGAAUGGUCUUCUUGCCAAUUUAGAGGGUGGUUUUUUGUUUCGCUUUUUUCUUUUAGUCUUUGUACUAUGGGCUGAGUUGUUGUUAUGACUAACUGUGUUUGAAAAGGUGUGUAAAGAAUGAAAAAGAAAAAGGGUAGAGAAAUUUUUUAUCAGUCCCUA